UCCAGAUACCUUCAAACCUAGUCGAUCAAGUUCAUUUUUGAAAGGAAUUUCAUUCAUUCAUGAAAAGAAUCACACGUGUUUGAAUUUGUCUUGUUCAUUCAAUUUUUACAUGGCCUUGAAAUUUUGGAAAUUGUUACAAAAAAAAAGUUAAUUAUUGUAUUUAGUUCGUCUAUUUUAAUUAUUGAUUUUAAAAAUUGUUUUAGUUGGAUUGGCAAUGCAAAAAUGGAAUUUGUUAAAUUUGCGAUGACAAUAUGGACAUUUAUUUUAAUAAACACCAAUGUUAUAGCUUUAAAUACAUCAUCAAUAAUCACAAGUCGAAAUAGUGAUUCCAUAUUUUUUGAAACUAAUCGUUCAGGACCUUGGAGUGAAAUAUUAGAAAAUUGGAUCGUAUCUGAAAAGGGGAAUUUAAAUUCAAGAAAUUCUAGAGUAAUGAAAUUUGGCGAUAAAACAUUAACGAUUUCUCCAAAACCCAAUAGUCCAAAUAAACGUGAUGUCUCUGAAACGGAUCUUUAUCUACUAGGAGCUAUUGAAAAAUUAGUGUACAGAGUGGAUUAUUUGGAAAAACGUUUAAGAAGAGCGGAAGAACUUUUAUAUUAUGUUAUAUCGGGAAAUAAUAAUAAUCCAAAGAAAGAGAAGGAGCCGUGUCCACAAAAUUAUACAAGAGUUGUAAGCAAUUGUUACUACUUUAGUACACGUGAAUUUGAUUGGAAAUCUUCGGCGAGUUUAUGUCGAGGAAUGGGCGGAAAUUUAGUUGAAUUUCGAAAUGUCGAAGAAAAUCAAGAUAUUGUUGCAUUUCUUCAAACUGACAAGAAAUUUAGGGGUAAAAAUUUUUGGACCGGUGGAUUAAAUCCCGGACUUUUGUGGAUUUGGGCGGCAAGUGCAAGACCCGUUUAUCAGGACACAAAACAAACUGUCACGGGAGAUGGAAGAUGUUUGAAAUUAGAUUUCAAUCCAGCAUCCCGAAUUUAUUCCUACAAAGGUGAAGACUGCGGUUCAAGGCAACGGUAUAUUUGUGAAUUGACAAAAGACGAUGAAUCAGCUAAUAAAAUCGCACGCACCGCACGUUCAUUAUUACAUGGAAAUUAGAAACAGUUUCAUAAUAAUUUCCUUUGUAACUUCUAACAUUUUUGAUUAAUAAUUUGUAAAAAAAAAACAAAUUUCACAAUUAUUCUCGUUCUAAAUUAUUAUUCGAAUUUAUUUAUUUAUUUAUUAUUCGAUUACGUUUUUAAAUUUGUUUCAUAAAUAAAUUUUUUGUGUAUUUUAAUAUUAAAAAUUGCCUAGAAGCAGUUGCACAUAUUAUGUGUGUAAAUAUGUAAUUUAUUUUAAAGCGCUUGUAUCACUAACCAAAAGAAUUGAAAUAU
Molecule: messenger RNA, 1361 nt
Organism: Leptopilina boulardi
Lineage: Eukaryota; Metazoa; Arthropoda; Insecta; Hymenoptera; Figitidae
Product: C-type lectin domain family 4 member A
Exons: 6
Coding region: 223-1086 (287 amino acids)
Source: RefSeq, a predicted model, not a curated record